This is a messenger RNA of Stegastes partitus (bicolor damselfish), 2313 nucleotides long. RefSeq names its product ubiquitin-conjugating enzyme E2B (RAD6 homolog) (gene ube2b). The transcript is spliced from 6 exons. Lineage: Eukaryota; Metazoa; Chordata; Actinopteri; Pomacentridae. The record is from RefSeq and is a predicted model, not a curated record. Bases 131 to 589 code for a protein of 152 amino acids.
GCCAGUUGUUUUGGGAGAAGAAGAAAAGAUCAGCAAGCGGAAGAAACAGCGGAUUUGGUUUCGGAUAAAAUUCUGUUUAUGGUCCUGGUGGUUUAGUUUUUGUUUUUUUUAAAAAUACACAUUUUCAACAAUGUCGACCCCAGCAAGGAGACGGCUUAUGAGAGAUUUUAAAAGACUUCAAGAAGAUCCUCCUACCGGUGUGAGUGGAGCACCAUCAGAGAACAACAUCAUGCUUUGGAACGCUGUUAUUUUUGGGCCUGUGGGAACACCAUUUGAAGAUGGAACAUUUAAGCUUCUGAUAGAGUUUUCAGAGGAGUACCCAAACAAGCCUCCCACAGUCCGGUUUGUCUCCAGAAUGUUUCACCCAAAUGUUUACGCAGAUGGCAGUAUAUGUUUAGACAUUCUCCAGAAUCGCUGGAGCCCAACAUAUGAUGUGUCGUCCAUACUCACUUCCAUCCAGUCUUUGCUGGACGAGCCAAACCCCAACAGCCCAGCCAACAGCCAGGCCGCACAGCUCUAUCAGGAAAACAAGAGGGAGUACGAGAAGAGGGUGACGGCCAUCGUGGAGCAGAGCUGGGUGGACGUCUGAGCUUCUGUCGCUCUCUACUCUUCUCUCCAUCAGCCUCUUCAUCAUCCCAGUACUUCAGUCUCUCAUUUUUACCUCAUCAAGAGAAAAAAAAUAAAUAAAAAACAGCAACUAUAUCAGAAGAACUCAAGUGCCACCCUGAAAAAAAAAAGAAAACAACCAAACCCAAAUGGACAUAAACUUGCUUGCCAACACAUUUUAGGAAAAUGAGAGAGGGGAUAUCAAUCUUAUUAGUGUUUCUUGUCUUUAAUUUUUCUUUUUUUUUUUAUUGCAUGAUGUGAAAUAAGUUAUUGCUAACAGAAUUUGUAAUAUAUCUUUGUUGUUUGGUUGGAUUGAUGCUGUUAGUGUUUGAGUUUUACAGACCUUUCUUUCUUUUGGAAACUUCCCCCCCUUUUUUUUUCUUUUCUUUUUUUUUUUCUUUCUUUUUUGUAUUGUCUGCUGGUGUGCACACAACUUGGCUGUUUUGGAAAGAGCACAUUGAUGACCAAAUCAGUAUAUUUGUGGAAAAACCCUGAAAAUGCCUUUCAGUCGGUAGCAUCAUUACUCUUCAAGUCAGCCGCAGACAUAGCUGAUAAAGAACAAUCUCUGCUCUGUUCCGGCAGAUCUCUGUUUAUUUUAAGAGACUCUGUAGGUUUGGGCUCACAGACGUCACAGGCUGCAACAGUGCCAAGUCUCCCUUGUACUGAUGAAUCAUGACUCCCUGGCUUGCCAUCUCUGAGAUUUUGUUUGAAUCAUUUCUGCUCUGAAGUAGGAGAUAAUGUUGGAGAGGGUUAUGAGGAAAGUAAAUAUUAACACCAGGAUGAGGCAGGACAGGCUCGGACUGUGAAUCCCCCGGUCCUCUCACCACCAUGUCAGUCUGUGUUAAAUGUAAUCAAAAUGUAUGUAGAGCACGGGAGCCCCAGAGCGAAGGAAUUCAUUGGUGAGUGGUGCUGCUAUAUCGGUUUAAUUAAUUCAAGUAAGAAACCUGUGAAUGUUUACAACGGCUAGAAUAUAGUGAUGAACAAUAUAGGCUGGAUCUACAUGGUGUUCUCCUUUUAGUCUUGGCUUUAGUGCAUAAUAAGAAAUAAAUAAAAUAGAAUGUAAAUGCAGAGGCGUGUUUAGAAGAAAAAAAAAAAAACUGUUCGCUCAUGCAUCCACAUGGUUUCCUAAUUUCCCUCGCCACAAGAAAGUAAAUGACUCUGAAAUCCUUUGUUGCCUGUGACGUGUGUCAGCCCGAAUGAAGUGUCAGUGCUUUUGAUCCUUCUCUUAAAGUGGCACAGCUGACAUGUAAAUUAACAAAUAAGCAGAGGAUAAAGGCAGCGCUGUCCGGCCCGUAUGCUUCUCCGCUCUAAAUGAGGGCAGUUAAUAAGGAAACUGUUGCAAAGAGCACACUCGUGUCAUUUUGAACCCUGUUACAAGAGUGUGACAUCGUCGGUUUUCCUCAAGGCUCAAGUUGUUUUCACGCCUGCGUUUGUCUCUUAUUUUUAUUUGUCCUUGAUACCCAACAAAAACACCACUUGAGCAUACAUCCAUGACUUAACCCUGCCCAACUGCAGCUAAAUAAUCAGUCAUCAUAAAACACAAUUCCUCUUUUCUUAGACAGUAAAGGUCAUAUCGUGGCUAGUGACUUAUUUCACCUAAUAAGCAGAAGGGAUAUGUUAUAAAAUUUUGUGAAUUAAACAAAAAAAAAUGUAUACUUAUAACAAUAUGCUGUAUAAACAUAAUAAAACACAUUUUUCAGACUUUGA